AUGCCUGGGAGUAGUAAAGGGGAGAGGGGUACCGGGCCGGCUGUGAAGUCUCCCCGGACCCCGAAGUGCUCCCGCUGCAGGAACCACGGUUUCGAUGUGCGCCUGAAGGGGCACGGCGCCUGCAGCUGGCGCCGGUGCCAGUGCCCCAAGUGCUACCUGAUCGCCGAGCGGCAGCGCAUCAUGGCAGCGCAGAAGGCGCUCCGCAAGCAGCAGCAGCGGGAGGAGGAGGAGGAGGAGCCCAGCCACAGCAGCGCUAGCCCGGAGCAAGGCAGCGGGCAGCUCCCCAGCGCAGAGCCGCCACAGGGAGAGCGCUCUGUCCCAGACAGGCGUGGCCCCUCACUCGGCCAGGACGGGAGACAGGCCACUGGCGACCGGAAAGACACUCCCCUUGCCCAUGUGCUGCACACCUCUGGCUCUUUCGAUCAUCCUGCUUUAUACCAGGAGGUUUCCACCACCAGUAAAGAGCAAGCAGAGAGGAAUUCUAUGAGUGGUGGCUUUUACCGGAAUAUCUUGCCACCGAAGCUGUAUACAGGAUAUUGCAGUAGUGUCUACAGUUAUCACCCCUUCUCCAUGGGCUUUCCAAUGAACCAAGCAGGAUACAAAGGAGCUCCCAUGCCAACUGGGAUGUGUGCCUCAAGAGGCAGCUUCAGGCCAGUCCAAGGAAGCCUUGGAGCAUUCCAUCCAAACCCCAUGUUGAUGCGAGAUAAUGGUUGUGGACUGCACUCACCUUAUUAUUCACCACCUCCAUUUCUUGGUUCAAGAUUGUUCUCAGGGCCCCCUUACAUACCCCCACUCAUGGCACCAAGAGCCAAUGAAACCGCUGGUGAAAUUGAAGUAACCGCAGAGACAGCCACUGACAGCCAGGAUUCAGGGAUGAUCUGUCUUGGAAGUCAAAGUUCUUCUCAGGAAAGCAAUUGAUUCCUGGCAAAUAAGUAUUUGGGAAGCAAAGCUCCCUUCCAGUUUGACUGCAGAUUCCCUGUUACCUGUGCAUGUUAGCAAUAUUUACUUGUUGAAGUGUUCUCCCUGCAAUGAAUGCCUUAAAGCUGCUCUUUGCCACUGCCCACUCUCCCCAAAUGGUUUUUAAACAUUUACUGAAUAAUAUUUUCAGGUAAAACACAAUUUUAUAUCCCUGGAGAUUUGUAGAAAUGUAACAGUCAAACUCUGACUAGCAUUUACCUCUUGCCCAUUACUAUCCCAUCCUAAAGUUCUACUUUAAAAUUCUUUACUUAUAACUUUGUGUUGUGUGGAAUCCUGUUAUUACUCAGAAGUAACCCUUCAUAUAACAAGAAAGCCUGCGCUAUCUGAUUGCUUUUGUCAAGAGAACAAAAUGAUUGUGGCCCCUAAUCAAUAAUUUGGUCAUCACUCAUGGUGAAGCCAAACCUAGCAAUUUCACACUUGGCUGACUUUUACCGAACUUAUGUAGCCUUGUAGUAUUACAGUUAUGAUGUAUUGUUUUAUACAAAGAAUCCUGGAUGAUCUAAAUGGAUAUAUCAAAGAAAUUUACAACCAGUUUCUCUACACCAACAUGCAGUUCGUCAAGUACAGACUGAAUUGAAUUUUCCACAGGAUUGAUUUUAUUUCUUUCUGGUUCGCUCUGCACUUUGCUUGGAACGAAUCUAGUGGUUGUGAUUUGUGGCAUAUUGUGGCAUAAUCAGUAAUUAAUAUGUCAAUAAACAGUAAGUGUUUUGAAACGCUUGACCAGUGACUGACACAAGCUCUGGAAGUAGCCAAGAAAAUUGUAUUAUUUUAGCUUAAUGUGAAAAAUGUUUCCAUCCAACAUUAGCACUGAUAUCAUAGCAUGAGAUCCUUUAUUAUUUCCCUGUAGUAAUAUUAGCCAUUUAUCAUAGAAAGGAAGAAAACCGAAUGCUGUUCCUUCAAAUAUUUGAACUUUUAAUAAAAGUCUUGUCAUUUGUGGACUGUUCACUCU
Messenger RNA from Chiloscyllium plagiosum (whitespotted bambooshark), 1927 nucleotides. Lineage: Eukaryota; Metazoa; Chordata; Chondrichthyes; Orectolobiformes; Hemiscylliidae. The record is from RefSeq and is a predicted model, not a curated record.